Messenger RNA from Heterotrigona itama, 1344 nucleotides. The record is from the annotation of a GenBank genome assembly. Lineage: Eukaryota; Metazoa; Arthropoda; Insecta; Hymenoptera; Apidae.
AUGAACGUGAACAAGCGACCGAAAAUACCAAUUACGAAAUGCGAUCAAUACCAGGAACUGCAAAAGGAUUCAGAAAAAACACCACUAACAGAGCAGAGUUGCCAUGGCUAUGCAUUGGACACGCUUCCGCCGGAAGUUCUGGAGAUGAUUUUUCGGUUGCUGCCUCUUCAUGAUGUUGCUACUUCUGUGCGUUUGGUUUCUAGACAUUGCUCAAUGGUGGCAGCGGCAGUGUUAAACGGCGCCUUCAUCGCGGCUUGCACGAAGCUGGAGAGCAUGACGAAGCGGAACGAGAGCGCCAUGAAAUCUGCAAAGACAGACACCGAAUUAUUGGUCUGUAGCAGAGCUUUAAACGCUCUGGAAUUGAUCAAAGCACAGUACAAAAUGCUACGAGCCGUGACUUGGAGGUACACGCAUCCUCCGAUGAAGCAGCAAAAGUUCCCAAGGCUUUGUUUCUACGCCGGUAGUCUGCUCGACAAUCUGAACGAGCUUCUCAGUCGUGUAUCCAAGUAUCAUCCGUCCAUCGUCGGCCCUCGUUCACCAGAAUCGAGCGUCUCGUCCUUCAUAGCCAUCUGCAAACGAUUCAUGAACUUUUUCGAAAAGAUCUCGGAACGCAGGGUGAACAGAUCGGCCCUGAUUUCCGGAUGCAAGAUCGUAGACGUUCUAGACUGUCUCGUAGAAGGUCGACAAGUACUCCUCUUCAAAGUCUCGACUAAUAAACGAAAUACCGGGAGAAUCGUCAGCAUGAAGUUGAGAUACACGAUGAAACGCGCCUGGUUCACUUGCCUGGACGUUUUCAGAAAAAUCGACGAGAAUUCUUGGAGAGACGAACAACGCUUCAUGUACCUUCGAUUACGACGUCUAGUGGGCAGCGUGAACGAACAUCUCUUCGAGAAUUUGCAUUACGAGCACCAACUGCUGUUACAGAUUCCUUUGACACUUCCAUUGAGACCUCCGCCAGCUUCCACUUACUCGGGAUACGGAGAGUAUGGUGGACGGUUCUUUUAUUACGGGAAUAUGAAUAAAUACGCGUACGAGACGAAGUUUGUGCACACGGCGUACACAGCGAAUUUGACGGUUGAAACUGAACAACAGAUGCAGAGACCGCCGUCUUUCGAUCUGGUGAUCGAGAUCGAGCUGAAAUGCACGCCGGACUUGGCCCCACUUGCUGCUAGAUCGAUACUGAAAUCAGACGAGUUCAAAACUCACGAGAUGAGAACUUGUAGGAAUCAGCAACUACAUUUACGAAUGAACGUUGUAUGCCCAGCGUCGUUAGCUAAUAGAUUACCCGGUAACUUUGUAUGGGAAUUACGCAGCCCCCGGCGUAUGUUUACGGUGGAAGAUGUA